This is a messenger RNA of Selaginella moellendorffii, 1946 nucleotides long. Its product is annotated as BTB/POZ domain-containing protein At4g08455. The coding region runs from base 1 to 912 and encodes 303 amino acids. The transcript has 3 exons. Gene Ontology annotation, molecular function: protein binding. Lineage: Eukaryota; Viridiplantae; Streptophyta; Lycopodiopsida; Selaginellales; Selaginellaceae. The record is from RefSeq and is a predicted model, not a curated record.
AUGCCUCGCGUGGAAUGCGUGCUUUGCAAGAGGCUCCUCUCAGGGUACGAGUUUCGCUCCUACGCGGUGGAGUUCGCGUAUUGUGAUCGAUGCCACAGGGGCCGGAUCCACAGGCUGGAGUCGCUGGUGGGGAGCUUGCAAGCCGCGCAGCAGCGCCUCCGGGACGAGGAGCGCCGCCUGCAAGCCGUGGCGCGCCAGGCCGAAUUCCUUCGCGCCUGGGACCAGGACACCCUCGAUUUGCCGCUGUCGGAUGUGACGCUCAAGGCGUGUGAUGGGCCGGAUGUGUGCGCGCACAAGGCGAUCCUGGUAAGCGAUCUUUCUCUCAAAGCGCCCCUGUGGUUUUUGUUUGUCUGCCUGUUUCUAGCGCAGGCGGGGAAGUCACCUGUGUUUAAGGCCAUGUUUAGUGCUCAAAUGAAGGAAGCCCAAAGCGGUGUCGUCCGAAUCGACGACUUCUCGCACGAUGUGUUGGAAGCGUUUGUGCGCUUCUUCUACACCGCCACAGUGUGUCCCGAAGUGCUCAAGAAACAUGCCGCGUCUCUCUUCUGUGCUGCAGAGAAAUACGGCGUCAAGCUCCUCAAGGCCGUGUGCGAGGAGUUUCUAGUCAGCAACGUCUCCCGGGACAACGCCAUCAAUCUCUUGGACCUGGCUCGAAAGUAUGACUCGGAGACUGUCAAGGACGCGGUGCUCCGGACGGCCUCCAUGGACAUGCAAGUGUUGCCGACGUUCGGGGACUACAGCAUGUACGUGGAGAAGGAUCCCAAGCUCCUCGUCGAGCUCUACGAGGGGCUUGUCAAGCGGAUGUCACGCAAGAGAAGCAGGAUUGUCGCAGGUAAUGAUGGCCAAGGGGACUCGUCCAGAGCUAAGAUUGCUGCCAUCCAGAGAAACGAGGAAGAAGUAGCGCCUGGGUCAUGACAAGAGGGGAAACAACGCAAAGUUCUCGUCGCCUGGCUCGCGCUCGUGAUCACGACAAGUAAGCUCCUUGUUAUUACGCUUGAGAAGAUCGAAGUUUUCCUCGUUCCAGAUCAAUCAUUGAGCUACUCCUGAAUAAUUCUCGAUAAAAAAAAAACGCCUGAGCGAGCGAGCCCGAGAAUGCGAUUGAUAGGCAAGGCAAAACAAAGAAAAAAUCUCGCAAAGUGAAAUGUGGGAACCAUGGCUUGGAUUUUUUCCUAGAGCACCCGGUCUAUAUUUUCCCACUUCUCUCUUGGUCUACUUCCUGCAGCUUUGGAAGCCAUAAACCUGCCGUGCUUUCGAUCAAUCAGCGGACUCCACGUGGCAGUGAUAUCUCUUCCUCCUUGCGUGGUGAUCGUUUGCCCUGGAGCUAGGGCUCUUGGGAGAGAGAUCCUCGCAUCGAUCGAUAGCUCGCGCGCUCAUGGCGUCCAUCGCGAUUACAACGAUGGCGCUCCAGCAGCCCCAAUUCUUGCAGCAGCAGCAGCAGAUCUCCGCGAUUCCCAGGAGGAGCUUCUGCGCGGCGGCGCGAGGGGGAAUGGGGGGGAUUCGAUUGGCGUCGCGGAGGAGGAGGAUGGCGACGACGAUCGCGUGCGCGAGCCCGCUGGAGGGUAAGGUGGAGGAGAGCAUCAAGCAGGCGGAGGAGGUGUGCGCGGAGAAUCCAGCGUCGGCCGAGUGCGUGGUGGCGUGGGACGAGGUGGAGGAGGUGAGCGCCGCCGCGUCUCACCAGAGGGACAAGGACAAGGGCAAGGAUCCGCUGGAGGCGUUUUGCAAGGACAAUCCAGAGACGGAUGAGUGCCGGGUCUAUGACAAUUGAUCAAGGAGGAAGAUCGCUCGCUACUCUGGGAAUCUAAUCGCUCGCUCGCUCUCUUUCCAGAUAAGUAGAGAAUUCUAUAUGAUCUUCUUCCUCCUCUCCUUCUUUCCUUCUUGGCUUGGGAAGAUCUCUUUCGGUGAAGAAUGUGUACAUUGUUUCAUCUUCAAUGGAUGGAUUGCUUUAGUAA